Molecule: messenger RNA, 2557 nt
Organism: Trematomus bernacchii (emerald rockcod)
Lineage: Eukaryota; Metazoa; Chordata; Actinopteri; Perciformes; Nototheniidae
Product: deoxynucleoside triphosphate triphosphohydrolase SAMHD1-like
Exons: 17
Coding region: 179-1882 (567 amino acids)
Biological process (GO): defense response to virus; regulation of innate immune response; dGTP catabolic process
Cellular component (GO): nucleus
Molecular function (GO): dGTPase activity
Source: RefSeq, a predicted model, not a curated record
GCCUAGGGCAGCAAAUUGGUCACUGCCAGUGACCAAUCGGAUGGGUGUGGUAGAGACAUAAAAGCCAGGUACUUCUCAAAGCCUGAGUAUAUUUGUGCAGACGUUUCAUGAUCAGCUGUAUUAGGGAGCGACAUCAUUUGUGUCUUCUAUCGUUAGUUAGACACAGAAAACAUUGUCAAUGGCGUCAGAAAACUAUGGGGAAAUGAGCGGGGAGGAUAUGUGUGAGUACCUGAAAGAAAAAGGACUUGAAGGGGCAGAUACAUUUAAAGGAAAGUCUGUUAUCAAGCUGUCGGAGCUCGAUGAUGAUUAUCUGACUAAGAAGGGCAUAUAUCAACCUGAGGUUCGUCAGAAAAUCUUGGAUAGUAUCUUGAAGAUCUGGCCAUCAGCUCCCAAGGUGUUUAAUGAUCCAAUCCACGGAAGUAUGGAGUUGCACCCUCUUCUUGUUAAAAUCAUCGACACGCCUCAGUUCCAGAGAUUAAGAUACAUCAAGCAGCUGGGAGCGGGCUAUUUUGUUUAUCCUGGAGCCUCCCACAACCGGUUUGAACACUCAAUUGGGGUGGGGUACUUAGCAGGAGAGCUUGUGAAAGCUCUGAAGAAAAAGCAGCCAGAACUCAACAUCAAUAAGAGAGACAUCCUUUGUGUUCAGAUCGCUGGGCUAUGCCAUGACCUGGGACAUGGACCCUUUUCCCAUCUGUUUGAUAAAAUGUUCAUCCCCAAAGCAACACCCCCAUCUGGUCCACGACGUGAAAAAAUGAAAACCUGGAAGCAUGAGGACGCCUCUGUAGAAAUGUUCGACCACAUGGUGGAAUCCAAUGCGGAUCUGCAGUGGAUGAUGAAGGCAUGUGUUAUGCUGCCCAAUGAUGAGGUCUUCAUCAAAGAGAUGAUUAAACCAAAUAAGAAAUCAUCUCCAUGGCCAUAUGAAGGCCGUCCAGAGGAGAAGUCCUUCCUCUAUGAGAUUGUGAACAACAAAAGAAACGGCAUUGAUGUGGACAAGUUUGACUACUUUGCCAGGGACAGCUACCACCUGGGCAUCAAGAACAACUUUGACCAUGGCCGCUUCAUAAAGUUUGCCAGGGUGUGUGAGGUGGACGAGCAGAAGCACAUCUGCACUAGAGACAAGGAGGUGAACAAUCUCUAUGACUUGUUCUACACAAGGUACUCACUCCACAGAAGAGCCUACCAGCACAACGUGGUUAAGAUCAUAGAGUAUAUGAUCACAGAGGCCUUUUUAAAGGCAGAUGAGCACAUCCAGAUUGAAGACUCAGAAGAGACCAUGUCCACCCCCUCCACACAGCUGGAGCACAGCCAGAAUGAAGGCUCAGGAGGGAGGAAGUUCAACCUCUCUGCAGCCAUAGGUGACAUGGAGGCCUACACCAAGCUGACAGAUUGUGUAUUUGACCAAAUACUCAACUCCACAGGCACAGAGGAUAAUCUCAGAGAGGCAAGGGAGAUUCUAACAAACAUCGGCGAUUGUAAACACUACAGGUGUCUGGGUGGAAUCAAGCCUAAAAUCCAACCCAAGGGGAUAUCUCAGUUGAAAAAGGACCUGUUUCCACAAGAGGGAGUUCAGGCUGACGGGCUGCCAGAGAAGGACUUUGUAGUUUUACCUGUUACUAUGGACUAUGGGAUGAAGGGAAAGGACCCCAUCGAUAGUAUGGACUUCUACAGCAAGAAAACCCCUACCCAAGCAUUCAAAAUCACCAAAGAAGAGGUGUCGAGGCUUCUCCCAGUGCACUUCUCUGAGACGCUCUUCAGGGUUUACAGCAGGAAGAUUGAUCCUGAAAGUCUGGAAGCUGCCAAGGUGCGAUUGGAAGAGUGGAUCAGAGUAAGGAAUGAACAACUUCCAGAGGAGAGACACUGUCUCCUCACACAAUUUGGAUGAAUCUGAAGUUUUGGAAAAUGGAAGUUAAACCUGAAAAAAUAAAGAAAACACUUCCUGGCUCUCCUUGGUUCAUACUGAUUGAAGGUGAUCGAGAAAUUUGAUCAAGUGAGUAUGUGACUUCACGACUUAAAAGUGAAUAAGGAUGCAUUAUGCACAAUUGGGCCAUAUAUGCAGUUUUUAGAGCCCUGUUUAAUAUUAUAAACUAAUCUAAGUGCAAAAUGUGAUCAUUUUAAAUCAGCUUUAAUUAAGAAUCACUGUUUAAUACCAUAUUAUGGCUAUUUGAAAUGUAAUUUUAGGUGUGAUUUAGGGAUUUUAAAUAUUUAGUGGUGUUUGUUUAAGAUAUCCAUCGUGUGAAUUAAUGUGGUAACCUGAUUAGAUAUUAGAUUGUUUUGGGUGUAUGUCUUUGUUUUUAAUCUAUCAAUAUGAAAUCAAUAUCAUUACUAUUACCAUUAUAUAUUACUAUUCAUACUGUAGUUAUACAAUAUAGCUUGCUUCCUUCAAUGUAACCAUCUGUAUGAAUGUGGUUAACUUGGGGUAUAUUUCUGUUUAUGGUCAUGGUGUGAAAAUGUUGUGAUUUGUCAUCAUGUGACUUUUGAGGAAAACCUACAACAAUGUUUCAACUUUGUUGCUGUUGAGAUUGGGUUAAUAAAAAAGUGUUUCUUCUUAAUUUGAAAU